Zygotorulaspora mrakii is the source of this 711-nucleotide messenger RNA. RefSeq names its product Mrx3p (gene MRX3). Bases 1 to 711 code for a protein of 236 amino acids. The transcript has a single exon. The record is from RefSeq and is a predicted model, not a curated record. Lineage: Eukaryota; Fungi; Ascomycota; Saccharomycetes; Saccharomycetales; Saccharomycetaceae.
AUGGCAAUCUUGCGGUUAAUAAACAGGGUGUUGGUUCUCCCAACACUUGGAUUCGGUUUGGGCGUGGGCACUUUCAUCAGGGCGUGGCCCAACGAGGGUAGCGGACUGACGUUGGGCGACGACGACGCAGGUCGCUUCCAGAGACGAGAUGUGUUGAAGAAGAUUGAAAACCUCAGCCAGUUCAAGCGUCUUUCGGCAGACGGCAGCUACGUCAAGACCCUGCAGAGCGAUGGGAUCCCCGCUGCGCACAGACCGAAUUGCGUCGGCCAGGGGAUUCUGUUUGGGUACAAUAAACUGGAAAUCGACCCUAUAAUACUGAAGAGCGAGGAAAAAGGCGAGAUCGUUGUGUUCUACCAUCUGGGCAAAGAUCUUGGGAACGAGAACGGGAAAGUGCAUAAGGGAAUUCUGUCGCUUUUGCUGGACGAGGCUCUCUGCUACUGCGGUUUCCCGACCUUACCUAGCAAGCGGGGCGUCACGGCCAAGCUAGACAUUCAUUUCGACAACGAUAUACCCGCGGAUUCUACGAUCGUACUCAAGGCGCAUGUUACGCAGUCCAGAGGUAGAAAAUGCAUCAUUGAUGGGACGCUGGAGAGUGUGCCUUCGAACCCUGUCACGAGUCUCGUGAUGGGGCCUACGACGUACGCCAGAGCGCAGUGCAUCUUGGUGGAACCCAAAUGGUUCAGAAUCUUUAGUAGAGUUGACUUAUUUUGA